Molecule: messenger RNA, 1375 nt
Organism: Stylophora pistillata
Lineage: Eukaryota; Metazoa; Cnidaria; Anthozoa; Scleractinia; Pocilloporidae
Product: MFS-type transporter SLC18B1
Biological process (GO): transmembrane transport
Molecular function (GO): transmembrane transporter activity
Source: RefSeq, a predicted model, not a curated record
UGAAUAAACUCUCAGCUUAAGACAAAUGGUAUCAUAGAGCUUGGCUGAUGAAAAUAAGUCUGAAUUUCUAUCAGUUUUUUCAACUUUAAAGUCCUUUAAAUCCCUGAAAAUUCCAUGGACAUCAGAUAGUCAAGUGGAAGUGGAAAAUGUCGUGCUACUAACAGUGCAGAAAGUCGAACCCAGGUCUAACGCAGUCCAACCAUUUCUUAUCUUUCCAAGGCAUUUUUAAAGCACUCACUGAAAAGAAAGCUGUUGUCGAGAGUUACAAUUGGUGUCGACAUUCUAGUCAAAGUAUUAACCAUUCUGAUUGAAAAUGACUAUUACCGGUGGUUCAGAAAUCAAAUCCGAGGAUGUGAAGAAAAGCCUGAUAGUUAACAGUCUCCAACUCAGCGAGAAAGAGGAAAAGUGUUCCUCUGAAGGUAAUUCGCCAGGGAUUCUUCACAUGAUAGCUGUCUGCGUCAGCAAUGGUCUUUGCGGCUUUAUGGUGUUUGUAACAUACUCUUUGUUUUCACCAUUCUUCCCUCAAGAGGCAAGGGAUAAAGGCGUAUCUGGAACUAUAGUGGGUUUACUCUUUGGAAGUUAUUCAUUUGUGAUUUUCAUCUUUUCUCCAUUUUGUGGAGUUCUGAUACCAAAAUAUGGUCCUAGUUUUGUACUCUAUUCAGGAAUUGUUCUUUGUGGAGGAUCAACGUUUUUUUUUGGAUUUUGUGACAUGAUUGCAGAUCGAGAUGCAUUCAUAGUUGUUUGUUUUGUGUUAAGAGUAACAUCUGCCAUUGGAGGGGCUGCAGUUGAAACCUCAGGACUUUCCAUUCUACUGGAUACAUUUCCAGAUAAUGUUGGAAUGGUUUCAGGUAUGAUAGAGACAUGUGCUGGAGCUGGAUUUUCCUUUGGUCCAGUUGUAGGAGGACUUCUUUACACUGUUGGUGGUUUUAAACUUCCCUUCUUUGUUACGGGUGGCACUAUGAUUGCUGUUAUUCCGAUUUUAGCAUUGGCACUUGGCAAAGCUUCCUGCUUUGUUGUCUGUGGUGUGGCAUUUUCUUGCCUUGAGCCUAUCUUAGGGCCGCACUUAAAGCAGAUGGGUCAAAAUCCAUCACAGAUUGGUCUUGCAUUUCUUUGGUGGGCUGGAACUUACACCCUGUUAGCACCAAUAGUCGGCUUCAUAGGAGAUAAAACGAAAUGUUAUCGAUCGUUAAUGAUAAUGGGUUUCAUUGGAUUUUUCAUUGGAUCUCUGUUAGUGGGACCUGCUCCGUUUCUGUCGUUCUUACCAGCUAAGACAAUUUGGCUGGUUACUGUUGCAAUGUUCACUAAUGGAAUUUUGGGUGGUUUUGCUUUUGUACCCAUCAUCUCUGAUCUUAUUAGAACUUUAAGGUAAGUACCA